AUGGAGGGCAGCGCCGUCGAGGGUCAGCGGCGGCGGCGGCGGCUGCCGUCCAGCGUCGACAAGGUGCUCGGCAACGACGACCUCCUCGGCGUGAUCCUCCUCCGCACCGGCGGCUGCCCCGUCACCCUCGUCCGCGCCGCCCUCGUCUGCAGGGGCUGGUACCGCCACGCCUCCCUCGCAGCCUUCCUCCGCCGUUUCCGCGAGCGCCACGGCCGGCCCCGCCUCCUCGGCUUCUACGUCCAGCUCGGCCACUGGACCUCGCUCCCGCGGUUCUCCCCGCUCCCUGGCCUGCCGCAGGAGCUCGCCGCCAUGGUUCGCCGUGCCAGGCUCGAUGUGGAGAGCUACGGCGGAGCCGAGGCCCCCUGGAUCUGCACCGACCUGGGCUGCUGGAACGGCCGCCUCCACAUCAGCGUGUGCUCCCUCUCCUCCAGUAGCAGCAGCGACAGCACGGUGGUGUGCCACCCUCUCCUGCCCGGGAGAGAAUGGGUCGUGCUCCCACCCAGCCCAGACCGCAUGAGCUUCUACUGCGAUGGCGUCCGCCACAAAUUCCUGCAAUUCCAUGGCUUCGUCCCUAACCUCGGCGGCAGCGUCGAGGACGGCCUCCCGUACAUCUUCCUGACCAUUGGGACCAAGCAAAACCAAACCAUCGCGCACGUGUACGCAGCACGCGAUGGUGGCCGUGACGAUUCCUCCUGGAGCGUUCUUGCAACGGCCGUGGCUGAAAAGCCCUUCUUCCUCAUGAGCAACCAGCAAUCCAAGGUCGUUCUCCUCGACGGCGCGGUCUACGCGGUGGCGAAGCACGACGACGGGAUCGCGAUCCUCAAGCUGUGCAUCUCGUCCUCGACCUUCUCGGUCACCGCCGUUCCCGAUCAUGUGCUGGUGGAGGGGGAAUUCAAGGGAGCGUUCAUGCUGUCACCGGCCGACGAUGAUUCUUCCUCCGGGAUCUAUCUGAUCAACUGCAUCGGGACUCAGCUGAACAUCUGGCUCCACAAGACGAGCAGCAGGAGCAGCAGCAAUGGCGAGACGAACGACGACUGGACGAUGGUUGAUACCAUCAUGCUGGAAACAUUCUGGGGGACGGAGGAGGAUGAUUAUCAGGUUGAUCAGGAGGAGGUCGAUGUUGACGAACAUGUUGUCAUACAUGCGGUCACGGCUAAUGCAGACUUCGUGUUCUUCGAGAGGUACUGUGAUGGCAUCAUCUACCUGCUUGAUGUUAGGGCCAGGGCUGCGCAGAAGGUCUAUGAGCAUGAGGCGAGCCUGCUGCAUCAUCGGGUGCUCAGGAUCCGGCCCUUCACGAUGCUCUGGCCGCCGACCUUCCCAGCCCUCAAGGAAGAUGAUCCUGAUGCAACAAGCACAGUUGGGCGCUGCAAGGUGUUCUACGUGGAUGUGAGGAGGAACAUCGUGGAAGGUGUUCGAGGUGACAUCGAAGGAGGUGCUCUGCCUGUGAUCCAUCAAUUGAUGAUGGUUUGGCCCUGCUAUCUUCCCAGUGCUGGAAUAGAUCAAGGAUCCUGA
Oryza brachyantha (malo sina) is the source of this 1512-nucleotide messenger RNA. RefSeq lists its product as uncharacterized. The coding region runs from base 1 to 1512 and encodes 503 amino acids. NCBI's taxonomy places the organism in Eukaryota, Viridiplantae, Streptophyta, Magnoliopsida, Poales, Poaceae. The record is from RefSeq and is a predicted model, not a curated record. The transcript has 2 exons. Gene Ontology annotation, molecular function: protein binding.